Molecule: messenger RNA, 1107 nt
Organism: Necator americanus (New World hookworm)
Lineage: Eukaryota; Metazoa; Nematoda; Chromadorea; Rhabditida; Ancylostomatidae
Exons: 7
Coding region: 1-1107 (368 amino acids)
Source: RefSeq, a predicted model, not a curated record
AUGGAAAGACGAAAAGAGGAAAAAGAAGCAAGAAGAAAUCAUCAGCACCAAUUGACAACAAGAGCCGAAAACUCGGAUCGGAAAUCCAUACCACGUCAGAUUCGUGGUAUGCCGCCUUCAAGCAAAUCCAUCACUUUAUUGAUUAUAUCGGUCGUGGUCGUGACCAAGAUAUGCUUAUUUAUAUCCGGAUCCGAUCCGCCACGGAAAACUUCGGAAAAAGUGGUACAGCUUCAAAAUCAUUAUCUGGAACCAGCCCCGUCGUCGUCAAAAUGCCUUACAGCAGCUUUGUACGCAGUGAAUCAUGGUGGCGGCACAGGAAAUGUCAUGUUUGAACUUCUAGGUCUCUAUGCUAUAGCGAAAAAAGUCGGGAGGGAUGAGUCCGGUAGUCCGGCGGCACCACCUACUGGCGGUACGUCAGAAGCACAAUGGAACACAGAUCGGGAACACAGGAUUGAUCCGAGCUCAUCUGAAGAGGAUUUCACACGUACAGCAACAGAUUUCGUCCUAACUAAAGCUCGAGAAGAGGAUUCACGAAUACCGUACCUUUACGUGAUGUCGGAUGACAGCUUAUGGGCACAAAAUACGUUCCAUACAUACGAAAGAACUAGCAUUGCCGCUAACAACAGUACACCACCGUGUACAGAAUGGGAAUUCAGCAAAAUGUUUUGUGAUAGAUUAUUAUUAUUAUUAUUAUUAUUAUUAUUAUUAUUAUUAUUAUUAUUAUUAUUAUUAUUAUUAUUAUUAUUAUUAUUAUUAUUAUUAUUAUUAUUAUUAUUAUUAUUAUUAUUAUUAUUAUUAUUAUUAUUAUUAUUAUUAUUAUUAUUAUUAUUAUUAUUAUUAUUCGGGUUUUUAUUCGAAUCUAAUAUUCCUAACAAUAAUUUAAUUUAUUUAGCAUCAAUGUCAACUUAUGGAUACUGGAUUGGAUAUUUAUCACGUGGUCAGAAGGUCUACUAUAACUAUGCCUUCACUAACGAGUUCGAGAAACAACUCGGACCCACAGAUUUCUGGCCCCCACACUGGAUUGCAAUCCAGUAUCAACAUCGAGAGAAGAAGAUAAGGGAAUGGUUUCCACACGAUCCUGAUGUCAUAAGGAAUUCAAAUAUCUGA